AGUUUUGGUUGUGAUAUCAUUGUAAAUACUUGUAUUAGACUGUGGUUGAAAAUCUAGUACUUAAGAAUGCGAAAGGUAUUUCUGUUACUACUCUUUGUUUUGGCCAUAGCUGCAUUGGCAGAAAGUAGAUCAAAUAGAAAAAGCUCUCGACGGCAUGAUAGCGACGAGAGUAACAGCAAGCAAAAUUGCAAGUCCGAUGAGUCAUCUUCCUCUUCAUCAUCGUCUUCGUCAUCAUCUUCAUCAUCCGAAGAAGAUAAUGAUUGCAACAAGUCGAAUAAAAGGGGCAAACAUGAUACCUCCUCAUCUUCCUCAUCAUCCUCAGAAGAAGACAGAGAUGACUGUGAUAAUGAAGUAGACAACGAUUCUGGGUACCAUGUUAAAAAAAGCAGGCAUCUUAGGAACAAGAAAGAUUGUGGCAAUCGAAAGCAUUGAAAAGGAAAAUUCUGCAGCGUUCAAAAUGGAUUAAUCGUUUCUUAAUUUAAUAACACAAUUUUAUCUAUUAUUAUAAUGGACAAUAAUGAAAUAUAUUUCGUUUUAAAA
Molecule: messenger RNA, 540 nt
Organism: Leptidea sinapis
Lineage: Eukaryota; Metazoa; Arthropoda; Insecta; Lepidoptera; Pieridae
Exons: 5
Coding region: 67-432 (121 amino acids)
Source: RefSeq, a predicted model, not a curated record